This is a messenger RNA of Cloeon dipterum, 2282 nucleotides long. RefSeq names its product Bardet-Biedl syndrome 7 protein homolog. Bases 109 to 2244 code for a protein of 711 amino acids. Lineage: Eukaryota; Metazoa; Arthropoda; Insecta; Ephemeroptera; Baetidae. Gene Ontology annotation, molecular function: protein binding. Gene Ontology annotation, biological process: intracellular transport; intracellular protein localization; cilium assembly. The record is from RefSeq and is a predicted model, not a curated record. Gene Ontology annotation, cellular component: membrane; BBSome; axoneme. The transcript has 15 exons.
CGUAUUCACUCCAGGAAUGUGAAUUUGGCAGGUAAGCGCGCGAACUGUGUUUUGGCGCUCGGGGAAAGGUUGCAAGCUCGGUUUUUCGAGAAUUUUGCGAAUUUUGAGAUGGAACUGGUUUUGAACCGCAUCGAUUACUCGUUGGUAGGACCAACCUCGCGUCAUACCAUGAAGAUUUUGCCCAAUCCGGACGGGAAGGGCCUACAGAGGAUUGCCAUUGGUGGUCAUGAUGGAGUGGUCCAGAUUUUCAACAUCAAAAGAAGCACUUUAGUGCACAGUUUCAAAUCAUUGCCUGGCGCGAAGAUUAACCGGCUUGAACUCGGUGGAAUGAAAGAUCAUUUGCAAGACAAAGUUUUCAUCGCUGCAAAUAACGAAGUGCGGGGCUACAACAAAAAGGGAAAACUUUUCCUCGCAUUUGAAACGACGCUCACCGAACCCAUCCAGCACAUGACCAUAAGUGGGAGUGACCUGAUGGUGGCCAGUUUCCACUCAUUUCAACACUUCUUCGACUGCGUGGAAAAACUCAACGCGACCUUUGCAGACAAAAUCACCGAUAUAAUCAAUAUACCCUCACUCAAUAAUGAAGGCGUGAGGACGGUGAUUGCCUGCGAGGACCGCACCCUGCGUCUGGUCUCGGAGAAAAGGCAGGCCGUGGUUGUUGAAAUUGGCAGUCGGCCGUCGUGCUUGCAGCUGGCCGACGAAGAGGAUCCCCUCCACGUCCUUUUCGGCGCUCAAGACGGCAGCAUCGGCCUCGUUUCCUUCGGAUUCAAUGCCCAGGUGCGGUGGGUGCUGGAAGGUGGCGGCAGCGGCUGCGUCAACUGCAUGGUGCACUUCGACCUGAGCGGCGACGGCCAGAAGGAGCUGAUCGUUGGCCGGGACGACGGCCUCAUCGAAGUCUUCGUCUAUGAUCCGAUGCAGGAGCUGCCCGUCAAACGAGCCUCUUAUGCGUGCACCGAGAGCAUCAUGUCCGUGCAGGCCGGCUUUGUCAGCAGCCCUGACCACCCUGAGAUCAUCGCCGUUACCUAUACAGGGUGGUUUUUCGGCCUGACGACUGAGAGUAAAGAAAGCAUCAACCUUCGCCAGGGUGACGGCCCGACAAACAUGUCUUCUGAAAUGCAGGAACGACUCCAACAGCUCAGGCUGGAAAUUGACGAAAUUGAGCAAAAGGUUGUGCGAGAACGGGAAAAAUACAAGCAAACGACGCAGACGAGGCCAGACGCCUUGUCCAUUGUCCCCAAAAUCGAGAUCAAUGAAAAGUUCACCCUGAUCCCGAACGAGGCCGUAUACCUGCUGUCCAUCGAGGUGCAGACACCCAUCGACAACGUGCUCAUCCAGAGUGACACGCCACUGCGCAUUCUCGACGUGGAGCGAAACUCCGCCGUCGUCAGCCACAGUGCAUGCGAUCCGGAGAUGGGAAACCACCUGCUGGUGACCUACAGGUGUCAGGUGAACACGACGCGGCUGGAGGUGAAGGUGCAGACGACCGAGGGCCAGGCUGGCCAACUGCGCGCCUACGUGACCGUUUCGAUGCAGCCCAAGUGCUGCCGGCUGAUCAAGUUCGCCGUGCGGCCGCUGUCGCUGCACCAACGGAGCCACGAUCUGGCCCUCGACAGGCCGUACAACUCCCUGAGGUUGACAGGGGCGUUCAGCCUGGCGGAGGUGCACUCGUGGAUCGGAAUGUGCGUGCCGGAGGUGCCGGACAAGGUGCCCAUGACCAGCGAGGGCGUCCUGUCCUACAAGAAUAGUUUCCUCGACACCGUCCUUCAUUGCGUAUACGCGAAGGGAAAGGCCGAGUUCAAAUCGGACAACAUGAGCACGAUAGCCGUCCUGAAAGACGUUCUGACCAAAGAAGCAACAGCCAAAAGCGUCGAACUGGACAUUUCCUGCGAGAUCCACCCUGAGAGCACGGCGUGGAUGCUGGGGUUGGUGCACCCCCUCUUGGCCAAACAGCGGCAGUUGGGCGCCGAAAACGCGCUGUUGGCGCCGCUGCACGAGCUGCAGCAGCAGGGCGUCACGCUGCCUGCCAACUACCAAAGCAUCCUCGACAGGGAGACGGAAAUCGUCGAGAAUAUGAAGAGCCAGCCAGCCCAACUCGAACGGCUCAAAUCGAUGAUCUGCGAUUUGCUAGUGGACAUUGGAAAAUUCCGCGGGGGCAACGCUCGCGGCCGGCUGGCGCAGUUGCGAGAUUUACUCGAGCAGUACACCCACCCUGACACCCUGAUCGAUUUUUUCCUCAUGGCGUAGAGAAGAGCGAAUAAAAAAGGAGAAAUUUUAAAACAUUA